Molecule: messenger RNA, 912 nt
Organism: Micropterus dolomieu (smallmouth bass)
Lineage: Eukaryota; Metazoa; Chordata; Actinopteri; Centrarchiformes; Centrarchidae
Product: complement C1q-like protein 4
Exons: 4
Coding region: 66-722 (218 amino acids)
Molecular function (GO): protein binding
Source: RefSeq, a predicted model, not a curated record
UACUAUAUAAAUCACACACCUUUACAUUGUUAGACAGUUCAACUGUGUAAAUUGCCAGUGUGAGAAUGAAGAUUGUGACCGUGAUUGUGCCGCUGUUGCUGCUGGUCUGCAAGACUAAGGCAGGAAAUGUUCCUGCGUAUACUUGUCUUCAAGACGUCGGUGCAGCUCUGAAAGAGUUGACUGCCUCAUUGGCUCAGCAUGCGGUGGAAAUAAGAUCCUUGAAAAAAGAAAAUAAAGCACAAGCAGCAAAGGUUGAACAACUGGGGAAGCAGAAGACUGAUGUUGACAAGCUGAAGCAACAGCUGCAAGUCAAACAGGUGGCUUUCUCAGCCUCUCUGUUGGCUAGCGGCGCCGCCACUGUCGGACCCUUUCCUGGAUUCACUACCAUGGUCUUUAAAAAUGUCGUCACAAACAUUGGAAAUGCCUACAACCCAAACACAGGUAUGUUCACCCCACCAGUGAAAGGAGCCUACCACUUCCAGUUUUACAUAGGAGCGUUUAUAGGUUCCCACGGUACAGCUGCUGUGUUGGUCAAGAACAAAGAGCGCACUUUUGCCACGUACGAGCAUCAAACGUCUGGGUUUGGAACUGCUACUAAUGGCAUUACACUGCUUCUGGACGUCGGAGAUGUUGUGUUUAUGCAACUGUGGUUUAAUUCUGUCGUGUAUGACAAUGAAAAUCGCCAUACCACCUUCAGUGGUCACCUGCUUUUCACUAUGUAAGAUGCAAACAGGUCUUCUUUCUCUUAACCUCUUUGGUAUUCAUGCAGGUUUUCUUGAAAUGAAUAAAUCUGAAUCCCUGUAGCAAUGAAUACUCAACUUGUAAUUUUCCUUUAAAUAAAAGCUAGAUGACAGAGCAGUGCAACAACAUUUACAUAAAAUGUUGAGAUAUUUUCCAUCUGUAUCUGAGGCC